CAGGACAUCGACAGACAAAUGUGGUGCAGCGUUCUGUCUGCUACGACCCGUCUACUGUCCGUCAACAGCGGGUUUACAAAGCAUCAGCCCUUUAAACCCAAUAAGAACACAUUUACUUCUUACACGUUACUUUUUCCCCGAAUGUGAGGUGGUUUGGGUCUCCAGCCAUGCUCCAGCAGAGCCCCUGAUCAGUGCAGCAACAGCCCGCCCAGCUCAACCCGGAGCCAGGAUGUCCAGUAGCUCGGGCUAUCCCCCUACCCAGGGCAGCUUCAGCAGUGAGCAGAGCCGCUACCCAUCACACUCUGUCCAGUACACCUUCAGCACCACACGCCACCAACAGGAGUUCACCGUCCCGGACUACCGAGGUCACCUGCAGGACCAGCAAGGUCGACGAAGGCCUUCCUUGCUUUCGGAAUUCCACCCUGGAACUGAGAGGCCUCCAGAGAGACGUCAUGGCUACGAGCAGCAGUUCCACAGUGUCACCUCCCAGCAGCAGGCUGACGGCCACGAGGCUCUGGAGGCCAAGCGGCCCCGCAUGGAGACUGUCUCGGAGGCCCACUUCACCCGCGGUGCCCUGCCUGGGGGAAUCAUUUUACCCCUGCAGUCCCACCAGGUCCAGGACAGCCUCAGAACCAACGUAGGGGAGGUCAAUAAGGAGACCCAGUUCAGUGGCAUGAAAGCUGAGUCCCAGGCUCCAGGAGGGCUGCAUCACGUGGGGGGGGUGCCUGACAGCUCGCCCUCCAGAUUGUCCAAGGAGGAGCUGAUCCAGAGCAUGGACCGUGUGGACAGAGAGAUCGCUAAAGUGGAGCAGCAGAUCUUCAAGCUGAAGAAGAAGCAGCAACAACUGGAGGAGGAAGCGGCGAAGCCAGUGGAGCCAGAAAAGCCAGUGACCCCUCCCCCCAUACCACAGGAACACAACAAGCACCGCAGCAUUGUCCAGAUCAUCUAUGACGAGAACAGGAAAAAAGCUGAAGAGGCCCAUAAGAUAUUCGAAGGUCUUGGUCCUAAGGUUGAACUGCCCCUGUAUAAUCAGCCAUCGGAUACAAAGGUUUACCAUGACAACAUAAAGACUAAUCAAGUGAUGAGGAAGAAACUGAUUCUGUUUUUCAAGAGAAGGAACCAUGCUCGUAAACAAAGGGAACAGAACAUCUGCCAGCGCUACGACCAGCUAAUGGAGGCCUGGGAGAAGAAGGUGGAGCGGAUGGAGAACAACCCGCGUCGCAAGGCCAAAGAUAGCCGCACCAGAGAGUACUAUGAGAGACAGUUCCCCGAGAUACGCAAGCAGAGAGAGCAGCAGGAGCGCUUCCAGAGGGUUGGUCAGAGAGGAACUGGAAUGUCUGCGACCAUUGCCAGAAGCGAGCAUGAGAUUUCUGAAAUCAUCGAUGGCCUUUCUGAACAGGAGAAUAACGAGAAGCAGAUGAGACAGCUGUCCGUCAUCCCACCCAUGAUGUACGACACCGAGCAGAGGCGAGUCAGGUUCAUCAACAUGAACGGCCUGACGGAUGACCCCAUGAAGGUGUACAAGGCUCGGCAGUUCAUGAAUGUGUGGACCGAACAGGAGAAGAGUAUCUUCAAAGAAAAGUUUGUUCAGCACCCAAAAAAUUUUGGCCUCAUUGCUUCUUAUCUAGAGAGAAAGUGUGUGUCCGAUUGUGUCCUGUACUACUACUUGACCAAGAAGAACCAGAACUACAAGACACUGGUGAGACGCAACUACGGCAGACGGCGAGGGAGAAAUCACCAAAUAACACGAUCCUCACAAGAAGAAAAGUCAGACGAUAAACCUGAAGAGGACAAGUUGGAGAAGUCAGAGAAAAAAGAGGACGAGCAGAAUAAGGAAGAGGAAGAGAAAGAUGAAAAGGAGGACUCCAGGGACAUCGGAAAAGACAAAGACAAGUGUGACGGCGGGGAGGACGAGGACGGUAAGGAGCAGAGCACGCCACGUGGCAGGAAGACCGCCAACAGCCAGGGCCGGCGCAAGGGAAGGAUCACCACGCGCUCCAUGGCCAAUGAGGCUGCCUCUGUGGCGGCCGAGGAGCCACCGCCACCCGAGCCUCUCUUGCCCUCCGAGCCCCCUCAUCCUUCCAAACCUGAGCCUACUAUCCAGAAGGCUGUGAGAGAGCCCACCAAAUCUGCACCGGGUGAGCCCCCCAUGGACCCUAACAGAGGAGCAGGAGGAGCUGCUGCUGCGAACGGCGAAACCGGAGAGACUUCUCGCUGGACCGAGGAGGAGAUGGAGGUUGCCAAAAAAGGGCUUGUCGAGCACGGGCGCAACUGGCCAGCCAUUGCCAAGAUGGUGGGCACCAAGAGCGAGGCUCAGUGCAAGAACUUCUACUUCAACUACAAGAGACGGCACAACCUGGACAACUUGCUCCAGCAGCACAAGCAGGACACACGGCGGGCACGGGGAGAUCAAGACCCGUCUCAGAGCGAGAGCAUGGCUUCAGCUGACGACGACCAAAACCCAGAGGAUAGUGAUGGUGGAGAUAACAGCUCAGACACAGAGAGCGCCCCGUCCCCGUCGGACCCCUCCAAGGCCGGAGGGGAUUCCCAGAGGGGAGACGGAGCUGGAGGGUCAGAGAACCAGUGGUCCAACAAGGGCCAGGCUAGCAAUGGGAGGGUCCAGGAGCCCUCCUACGGGGAGCUGAGGGUCAAGUUGGAGAAGAGCCCAGAGGGAGAGGCCAGAGAGCCUGGCUCUCAGGAGGAUGGAGAGAGGGCCCGGGUGGCCUACGAGGGCCAUGGGCACCCCAAGAGCGAGCCCCAGGAUGUGGACAUGAAGCCUGGGGGGGCCGGGGAGGUGCAGGUGAAGGUGGAGCCUGACUCUGCCAAGGAGAAGGGGGAGCCAGAGAAGCAGAGGGAGGGGCACCACUCAGACAACGACUCCAGUGCCACCUGCAGCGCCGACGAAGAUGUAGACGCUGAGCCCGAGAGACAGAGGAUUUUCUCUAGUAUGGACAAGCCUUCGUUGCUCAGCCCUCCCGGCUCAGUGCUGAUGUCCACGGCCAAGCAGGCCCACCUCAACAUGCAGCAGCUCCAGCAGCGCGCCGCUACCAUCCCGCCCAUGGUGGUUCCUUUUGGUCCUGGUGGAAUUUCCAUAGGAGCCCCCCUCAGCGGUUUUGCCAUGUUCCAGCACCAGAUCACGGCUGUGCACGAGUCAGCCCAUGCCGAGGAGAAACAGAGGCAGGACCAGGCUGACCCCGAGCGCAGCAGACAACCCACCAACUGCCCUGGCUUCACCAACCACAGCCCCACCAUAGUGGACAGGGAGGGUAAGCCCUUCCCCUACAUGCCUUAUGAUAUGAAGAUGGCUCUGGAGCAGGAGGCCAAGUCUGGUCGGCCAGGCUCUCCCUACGGGCUCUCUCCCAGGGACAUGAGCAAGGCCUCUCCUCAGCCCAAUGACCCCAACGCCUCCCGCUACAGCGUGCCUCCAGUGCUCCAGCCAGCUCCCAACCAGGUGGUCCAGAGCCUGCCUGAUGGAGUCCGUGUGACUUUCUCCAGACACAGCCGUCCCGCCAACAUUCCAUCUCCUCCUCCAUUAAUUCCAACCUCCAAACCCACAGACAAGCCCUCCUUUAUCCAGGGUGGCUCCAUCUCCCAGGGGACUCCUGGUACGUACCUACCGUCUCAUGCUGUCUACGGUGGCCCAGAGGGGGCAAAGAGUUCUGUGGGCUCCAUAUCUCUGGGCCUGCCCAGGCAGCAGGACCCCACCAAGCCUGUAUCCUACAUUAAGCAGGAGCAGUGUUCUCCGCGUGGCCAGUCUGAGGGACUCCUCUCUCGCACGCAGUAUGAGGGGGUAGUCAGAGGAGGCCCAAUGGAUGGGGGUAUCAGCAGGGGAAACCCAGCCAGAGGAUCAAUCACACAGGGCACGCCAGCCCUGUCCGGGUCCAGCAUUGCGGCUGACCUGCUGAAGGGCACCAUCACCAAGCUGCCCACGGAGGACCUGAGCAGCCCAGAGAAGGCUCGGGAACAGCUGGCCAAGGGACACGUCAUCUACGAAGGCAAGAGUGGACACAUCCUCUCCUACGACGCCAUUAAAAACCCAAGAGAGGCCACGCGUAGCCCCAGGACAGGCCAUGAGCUCAAACGCUCCUACGAUAUGAUGGAGGUCGCCAGAGGCCACCCCGGGAGAGAGGGAGCCCCCUUCGAAGGGUUGAUCAGCCGAGCCCUGCCCAGAGACAGUCCCCACGGGGAGUCUAAGGAGAGGCCCAUGAUGACUGGAUCCAUCAUGCAAGGUACACCCAGAACCUCUGCAGAGGCCUAUGAGGAGAGCAUGAAGUACGGCAAGCAGAUAAAGAGGGAGAGUCCACCCAUCCGCUCCUUUGAGGGGGGGAUAGGUAAGGGUAAGCCCUACGAGGGGGUGAACACCAUUAAGGAGAUGGGCCGCUCCAUCCACGAGAUCCCCCGCCAGGAGAAGCCUGGACAGGACCCCCGCAAGACCCCCGACAUGGCUGCCAACAUCCGAGCCUCCAUGGAGGGCUCUAUAUCCCAGGGCCAUCCUCUGAGCCAGUCGGCCAUCAAGCACAACGUCAAGUCCCUGAUCACCAGUCCCAGUAGGCUGCCCCAUGGUCACACCAUGCCCCCACUGGAGGCCAUGGAGCGGGCCAAGUAUGAGGAGAGCAAGGCGGCAGCGGAGCAGCGAGCUCGCCACACAUCUGUGGUCAACUCGGCAACCUCCGUCCUGCGUUCCACCCACCAGGAGCAAGGAAAGUCCCAGCUCAGCCCGGGCAUGUACCAAGAUGCUGACGCCCGCAGGACCCCGGUCAACUACAGCACUAGCUCCAUGUCCAGAGGCUCACCAAUGCUGGGCCGAGGACAGGAGGGCUCUGGGAAGCCUGCGUCCCAUGACCGGAAGAGUACCAUGACCCCCACUCAGAGGGACAGUGUUCCAGCCAAGUCUCCUGUGUCAGGGGUGACCCCACACCCUAUGGCCUCCCACAGCCCCUUCGACCCCCACCACCGCCCCAUGGCCCCCGGAGAGCCCAGGUUCCACCUACCUCCACACCUAGACCCUGCCCUCUUCCACAGGGCCGUCCUGGACCCAGCUGCGUACAUGUUCCCGAGGCAGCCGUCCCCAACGGGCUACCACAACACCUACCAGCUGUACACCAUGGAGAACACGAGGCAGACCAUCCUCAAUGAUUAUAUCACCUCCCAGCAGAUGCAGGUUAUCCCACGGCCCGACGUCGCCAGGGGCCUGUCGCCACGGGAACAGCAACCGAUAGCUCUGUCUUACCCUCCCGGAGCGCGAGGGAUUAUUGAUCUAGCCCAGAUGCCUCCAACUAUCCUGUUGCCUCACCCUGGGGGAACAGGUACUCCCACUUUGGACCGCAUCACCUACAUCCCUGGAGCUCAACCCCCUUUCCCUCCUAGGCCUUUCAACCAAGCCUCCAUAUCUCCAGGCCACCAAGCCCACCUCGCAGCUACUGCAGCGGCCAACCAGGAGCGAGAACGAGAGAGGGAGCGUGAUCGGGAGCACCGAGAGAAAGAGAGAGAAAGGGAGCACAGGGAGCGGGAACAGGAGCAAAGACAACGAGAGCGUGAGCGAGCAGUGGCUGCAGCGGUUGCCAAUGACUACAUGCGUGGAGGUCCUGGGCAGCCAGACAGACCAGGUAGCCGUGGAUACCUGCGUAGCCCCUCCCCCUCUAUGAGGUCACAGGAAGCCCAGCAGCAGCGGCCCAGCAUCUUCCAGGGAGCCAACAGCAAGGGCGUCAUCACCCCUCUCAUGCCGGCAGCGGCAGCAGCCCAGGCAGGAGCCCGUUACAGCACUGCAGCCGACGCCCUGGCUGCCCUGGUGGACGCCGCCGCCUCCGCCCCUCAAAUGGACGUCAACAAAGGCAAGGACUCUUCCAAGCAUGACCGAGACGACGACGACAUGUCUUUAUCAUCCUCGGUGGCCAGACGGCAGCACGAGCAGCAGGAGGCAGACAGGCGCUCCAUGCAGUCUCCCUACGGCCCAAUGUCUCUGCCAGGGGGGAAACUCCACCAAGGAUACGCUGAGGGGCCCAGUGGUCCCCAGGGGAGUAAGGACAAGGGUCCUCCCAGCAAGUCACGCAUCGAGGAAGAGCUGAGGACCAGAGGAAAGACCACCAUCACGGCCGCCAACUUCAUUGACGUCAUCAUUACAAGCCAGAUCGCCUCGGACAAGGACUCCCGGGAGAGAGGCUCCCAGAGCUCAGACUCCUCCAGCAGCUUGUCGUCCAGUAGGUAUGAGAACCCCAGUGGAGGAGCCAUCGAUGCGAUCAGCCCAGCCAACUCUCCAGCACAGUCCCAGCAGCAGCAGGACGACAGGGACCGGGCCGACAGGGACCGGGCCGACAGGGAGAGGGCCGACAGGGACCGGGCCGCACAGGCAGCAGCACAAGCAGCUGGCAUGCGUCCCUUUGACAUGAUCCGCUACCGCCAGUCAGCAGAGUCACAGCAGCCCCCCUCCUCCCAGGCUGACGGAGGGUACUCCCAGUCCCAGCAGGUCCCCAAGACCCACCGGGUCAUGACCCUGGCUGACCACAUCUCGCAUAUCAUCACCCAGGACUUUGCCAGGAACCAGGACCCUCCUCAGUCCUCCACUACCAUCUCCUCCUCUGCCACCACCACAUUCCAGAGUGCCCCGCUGCCCGUGUCUAUCGGGGGUCGUGCCAAGGUCCCCAGCCGCUACAGCCCAGAAAACCACCAGAGACCCACACCCAGCAGAGUGUCUCCCGAUAAUGCCCCUGACAAGCCCAGAGCCAGACCUGGUAAAUCCCCUGAUCGGGGUGGCAGGGGGGCGAUAGAGAGCUAUGAGCCCAUCUCCCCUCCCCAGAGCUACCAGGAUAAACAAGAGGCCAGAGAGCAGCAGCAACCACAGAGGCGAGAGGCUGACCAGCCUGAGAUGAGGGGUGACUCUCGCUCCCCUGGCAGUGUCAGCUACCUGCCCUCCUUCUUCACCAGGCUGGAGAACACCUCCCCUAUGGUGAAAUCCAAGAAGCAGGAGAUCAUUCGUAAGUUGAACUCCUCUGGUGUCAGUGAUUCUGAUGUUGGAAAUGCACAACCAGGCACAGAGAUCUUCAACUUGCCUGCUGUGACCAGCUCAAGUAGCGUGAACCCCAGGAACCACUCCUUCAGCGACCCGGCCAGUAACCUGGGCCUGGAGGACAUAAUUCGCAAGGCCCUGAUGGGGAACCUGGAAGAAAGGCCAGAGGAGCACCAGGGAGGGCCUCAGCCCAGCUCUAACACCCCCAGUAACGAGGCCCGCCAGGAGGCCAACCCUUCACCUAGCAUGGGCAAACAGAAACUGCAGAGCAAAGCCAACAGCCGAAAAUCAAAGUCGCCCAACCCAGGCCAGGCAUACACAGCAGCAGAGCGGCCCUCGUCAGUCUCUUCCGUCCACUCAGAGGGAGACUACCACCAGCAGCCCCCAGCCUGGUCCUGGGAGGACCGGCCCUCGUCCACAGGCUCCAUGCAAUUCCCCUAUAACCCCUUGACCAUGCGCAUGCUGAGCAGCACCCCCCCCACCUCCAUACAGGCCCAGCAGCCCCCACCUGGAGGCCCUCUGGGGCCCCAGCAGCAACAGCGUGUAUGGGAGCGAGAGCCCCUACUGUCGGAGCAGUAUGAGACCCUGUCAGACAGUGACGACUGAUCCCUGCCACAAGAAUCCUACCUGCCCCCCAUCCCACUCCAGAGGAAGGGCAGGCCUCUCAGUACAGGCCUGCAUGCCCCCCCCACAAAAAAAUUACUAUCCUCACUCACUGGUGCUGAUCGAGUGUGGGGAGAACAGGGGGUGUGGCGGUAUCCCUUUUGGUUCAAGUGCGCCCUCUAGCUGCCAGCAGGAAGAAAGGCAGCGAGUGACUUCUGACGGGCUGGAAUCUUCAGGAUGGACUGACUGACUCCCUUUACGUCCAGAAGCUUUGAUAGACACAGCCUGCCAGGACGGAGAACGCCUGAGUGGAAGAUAUGAUGAAAGAUGAAGAACUUGUAUGUAAAAAGAUGAAAAAAAACCAACACUUUUUUGUGGUUGAUUUCUGUAAAGAAAUGCUUUUGUCUUUAAGAAAAAUCAUUAUAUGUAAAUAGAGUAACCUUUUGCAGUGGUUUUUUUCUGAACUUUUAGUGAUGCUUUUAAAUGGAUCCACUUUGUUUUUGAAUGAAUGGGGGGGGUUAAUCUUGAAUAUCAGUCGGUCUCUCCCUGUCCAUCUCGUACCCCCCACCUAUCUAGCACCACAGUGAAGCUGAGAGACAGAACCUGUGGGUUGUACUUGAUAAUGAGGGGAGAACUGUAGGAGAAGCCCUGACCACCAAGCACCACCAAAGCCUGUUGUGGACAUAAGUGAAUGAAACAAACACAUGUUAACAUUUCAAUUGCGGCUUUGUAAUUUGAUGCCUGUCUUUGCAACACUGUGGAGAAAGAUGAUGCAUGGAUGUAACAAUAUUCCCCCUGAUCUAGAACUUAAAGAAAGCUUUUGUCAGUCAGUCACCACACCCUUGAGACAAAACUCAUGUAUUUGGUACAAGUUGAGAACACUGGUGUAGGAGCAAGCAGAAAGGUGAAAGAAGACUAAUUAAUAAGCUUGAUGUUGUCCCAAGUUGUUUCUUCUCCUCAUGACUACUUCUGGGCCCCCAUGUUGAUCUGAACUCUGUCAUUGAGCCAAUAGUUUUUGGAUUAAGCUGACCACCACUACGGUGGGUGUAUUGUAUGGCACACAGUCUGACCCGUAGCUAUCCCUCUAGGGUUUCCAACAAGUGCAGAAUGUUCUACUUACAGUACUCUGCAACCCAUGUUGUCAUGGUAACUAAAGUACAUUGGGAACCUUUUCUAGAGGUUCGCCCAUGCCUUGUGGCUGGAGAAAAAUAAGGCAGCUUUAAACACAUUUUCUCAGAGAUAUAAGUUGGUGUUUUUUAAUGUUUUUGUUUUGUAUCCUUAGUCCUUUUUUUUGUAUACUGUCCAGACAGAAAACCGAUUUGUGCGAUUUGUCUUAUGUUUUAGACAACAAAAGACAAAUAACCAAACAUAAAUGGUCUGCACCAUUGUUGCACUUUUUGCUUUGUAACCUUUGACAACAAAAGCAUACUUUCUACCUGUUGUAUAACUUAUUCACGCUCCUGCAGAGGAUUGUACUGAGAUGUGCUUUGACUUUGCCCAUCACUCAUGGAAACCUGGAUGUUUAUGACCGAGAUCCUGUCUUCUCUUGUAGCUGGUACAUGGUUUUGUAGUGUGACAUGCAUUGCAGUUUUACUUUUGUUUGGGGUACAGUCAAGAUGUUAAGGAAGAGUUGCUUUUUUGCUGUCAUGGUGACUAUUCAAAUCCAUGGCCUCUUAAUCUAUUCUCAAUAUUCUAGAUUAAUAUCAGCCGUUUUUUUGUCAACAGACAUGUAGCUUCUUUAAAUUUUGAAUUUUGACAAGGUCAACUUUGAUAUUGACAGUAAUGUUCCAUGUUGGUUCUCUCAGCUUUUGCUUUGCUUAAAUAACAAUCCCAAUCUGCUCUAAACUAGAUUUAUUUUCCCCAAAAAAUAUUUUGAUUUGUUUGAAGUCCUAGAGCUCAGAUUUUUGCUAUCAUUUUCAACAUCAGUUAUUCAACAUCCUAUUUUUGAUGGGAUGUCAUGUGUUUACAACGGCAAUGACAAAAAGUUUACUUGAAUCUUAAAGAAAAUCGAAAUGAAGACAGAAAAUAAUUAGUGCAUCUUUUCAGCUCAAUGGUUGAGUCCAAAAUGGCAACCUAUUCCCUAUAUAGUGUACUACUUUUUUGAGUGAUAUCCAAUCUGUUAAACAACAUUUGGCUGUUUAAAAUUUGAGACUUAAACCCAUGUAGCCCAUGAUGUUGAAAUGCAAUGUUUGUAUCGCACAAUGUCUCUUAAUAGUCUAUUACAAGAGUUCAGACCAAUCAAUAAAGUGGAUCAGUUCUCCACCUCAAACGUU
Molecule: messenger RNA, 9879 nt
Organism: Oncorhynchus nerka (sockeye salmon)
Lineage: Eukaryota; Metazoa; Chordata; Actinopteri; Salmoniformes; Salmonidae
Product: nuclear receptor corepressor 1-like
Biological process (GO): negative regulation of transcription by RNA polymerase II
Cellular component (GO): chromatin
Molecular function (GO): nuclear thyroid hormone receptor binding; transcription corepressor activity
Source: RefSeq, a predicted model, not a curated record